Molecule: messenger RNA, 2532 nt
Organism: Larimichthys crocea (large yellow croaker)
Lineage: Eukaryota; Metazoa; Chordata; Actinopteri; Sciaenidae
Product: protein phosphatase 1H
Exons: 10
Coding region: 428-2014 (528 amino acids)
Biological process (GO): protein dephosphorylation
Cellular component (GO): mitochondrion
Molecular function (GO): [pyruvate dehydrogenase (acetyl-transferring)]-phosphatase activity
Source: RefSeq, a predicted model, not a curated record
UGCGUUCAUGUUAUUUUUUAUGAGCACACACAAGCCUGGAGAGCAUACACAUUGACAUUUUUUGUAGUGUGCGUCCAUGGUUGCAUCACAUGACACGUUAAUCUUGUGUAUUUCCGCGUUCACGACAGCCAAGCUGUUAUCAAUGACUCUCCAUGGGGGUGUGCAGGGCUUUACUUAAAGCAUCAUUGCUGUUUUCAUGAUGCUCGUCUCCAGGCUGUCGCUUUUGUCUCCGCUACAGAUGAAUGAAGAUUUAACCAUCUGAGGGUCUCCUCCUCUCCAUCCUCCUCCUCCUCCUGCUCCCUCCAUCUCUUGUUCUCCAUCGAGCUUGUCGUCGAUCAGCGCAGCCGAGCUGGGGGGGAAUCCAGGGAAAGGGAGCCGCGGAGCCGCGCAUCGGCCGACGGACGUCCCGCCGCGACGUACCACCAACAUGCUCACCCGGGUCAAGUCCGCCGUGGCUGGGUUUAUGGGUGGUAUCAUGGCCGGGGGCAGCUCCGGUGGUGGGGGCAACACUGGCUCCGAGCUUCCAUUGAAAUUCCCAUAUAUGAGACCUCAGUUUCUUGGACUGUCCCCGGAUGAGAUCGAGUGCUCUGCUGAUCACAUAGCCCGGCCCAUCCUCAUCCUGAAGGAAACCAGGAGAUUACCGUGGGCCACCGGAUACGCUGAAGUGAUUAAUGCUGGUAAAAGUGCGCUGAAUGAAGACCAGGCCUGCUGCGAGGUGGUAGUAGCAAGAAGGAGGCCAAUGAGCUACUGCCCUCCAUCCACGCCCAGCAAGACCCCGACAGCCAAGAGACGCAACUCCCUACCCAACGGAGAGGGCCUGGGGCUCCAUAUGGAGCCCUACAAGCUGGGAGAGGAUGCUGAAGGACUGGUUUUUCACUACUGGGCCUUAUUCGAUGGCCAUGCUGGUUCAGGUGCAGCAGUUGUUGCUUCCCGCCUACUGCAGCACCACAUCGCCUGCCAGCUCCAGGCCGUCAUCGAGAUCCUACGCAACCUAGCCUCCCUGCCCCCGACUGUCCUGGGGGAGGACCCCGACAACAACCCCUACCUCCAGGGAAACACCCAAGGCCCUCACCGAGCCCUGACCCGGGCCGCUUCACUUCGCGGGGCCACAGGUGCACCGGGUUCCCCGUGCAGCACUCCGCCUCCGCCACGCUUCUUUACCGAGAAGAAGAUCCAGCACGAGAGCCUGGUGAUAGGAGCCAUAGAGAACGCCUUCAAAGAGAUGGACGCACAGAUUGAGAAAGAGAAGCAAGUCUAUAACGUCACAGGAGGAUGUACAGCCCUCACUGUGGUUUACUUGCUAGGAAAACUAUACGUUGGGAAUGCAGGGGACAGCAGGGCUAUCAUUAUCAGAAACAAUGAGAUCAUUCCCAUGUCGACAGAGUUCACACCAGAAUCGGAACGACAGCGACUCCAGUUUCUGGGUUAUAUGCAGCCUCACCUGUUAGGAAAUGAGUUCACACACCUGGAAUUUCCCAGAAGAGUUCAGAGGAAGGAGGUGGGCAAGAGGAUGCUCUACAGAGAUUUCACCAUGAAUGGAUGGGCAUACAAGACCAUUGAGGAUGAAGAUCUCAAGUUUCCCCUAAUAUAUGGGGAAGGGAAAAAGGCGCGGGUGUUGGCCACCAUCGGUGUGACCCGUGGACUCGGUGAUCAUGACCUUAAGGUUCAUGACUCCAAUAUCUACAUCAAACCAUUCCUUUCCUGUUGCCCUGAGGUUAAGGUAUAUAACCUGACGCAGUAUGAGCACGGGGCUGAUGAUGUUCUAGUAAUGGGAACCGACGGGCUGUGGGACGUCCUCUCCAACCAGGAGGUAGCUGAAGCUGUCACCACAUUCCUAGGCAACUGUGAUCCUGACGACCUGCACAGGUAUACAAUGGCAGCACAAGACCUGGUGAUGCGAGCUCGUGGCGUGUUGAGGGACCGAGGCUGGAGGAUCACCAAUGAGCGCCUGGGCUCAGGGGAUGACAUCUCGGUCUUCAUUAUACCGCUGAUGUACGGCAACCGCCAGCCCUGAGGAGCCCCGACAGAGAUGGCAUGGUUCGAGAACCUGCAGGGCGUCUAGGCUCUUUGAACACGAUUGAUUAAUCCUGGACUGAGAAUCCCCUUUCAGUUUCCUCAGUGCUGUUUGCACAUUUCUUUUCUUCCUUAGACCAAGGAUAUACUUGGCAGUGUUUCACAUCUCUAUAGGAGUUCAGAAUUGGUCAGCCACCAGAUUUGGCUGCUCAGGGGAACUAAAGUCAGCACUAUUUUAUUUUUUAAAAGCCUCAAAAGUCAGAAAAACAUGAUCACAUGAUAAUUUGUCAUGAAUUUGGCCUGUUGAUAGACAGUCCCAUAGGAUGCCCCUGAACUUCUACAGAGAUGUAAAAGCUGAAAAUAGGCGAAUGCUCUUCCAAAGUGAAGAAAAGACUCUUUCUGUCCUUCUUACCUCUCUCGCAGUUCUGUACAAUUCUUGGCUCAUCCUCCUCCUUCUCUUUUAGUCUUCCCCUCUUCUCCUUUACUGUACAGUCAACUCUUUGUUUAAAAAAAAAAAAA